Molecule: messenger RNA, 1071 nt
Organism: Clonostachys rhizophaga
Lineage: Eukaryota; Fungi; Ascomycota; Sordariomycetes; Hypocreales; Bionectriaceae
Source: the annotation of a GenBank genome assembly
AUGCUGACCCUAUCCAACCACUCCUCAAAGCACAUAGAGGAGGGCUCUAUUCCAUCCCGAAAGUUUGCCUCUACCCUUUCUAAACGUUCGUUAUGGACGCCCAUUUCUGUGUCCUCCUCUCCGUCCUGCGUUACCACAUUCCCGGUGGCACGACACCGUGCCGAGGCCCAAAUCGAAGAAGGAGCCCUAGCCGCACGAAAAGCGUGGCUGGACCUGAUGCCAGGGCAGGAUCUUCGAACCCACUCUGCCGGGCCAGAUGGUAAUUUCUUUGCCCUGUGCUGGCCAUAUGGCAAGACGGAACGUGUCAAGCUAGCCACCGAGAUCAUCGAAACACUUUGGCUUUACGACGACCUCAUCGAAGAUGUGCCUCACACCGAAGCGUUGCAGACUCAUGCCAGUCUACGAGAUUCCUUCGGAUCGGCGAAGGACACAGAGAAACCCAGUCGGAAGACCGUUAUCGCCGGUUUGUUCAAGCAAUUCGGCGAUCGGAUGUCAAAGCUAGACCCAAAAGGUACACCACGUGUGAUUGAUGCGUUGAAGUCAUACCUGGCCAACUAUGACAGCCAAAAGGGCGGUGAGCUUCCGAACAUCGCAGAGUAUACUGAGUACAGGAUCCUCAACGUUGGGUUUUGGAUCAUGGAGAGUUUCAUGUUGUGGACAAUGGGCAUCACACUCGACAAAGCCGAGCAGGAAAUGUGUCACGAGUUUGCACUUUCCGCAGGUCGCGCCAUGGGACUCACAAACGAUCUCUAUUCAUGGAAUGUGGAAAGAAAUGAUCGUGGUGAGCGUCAGUGGAACGCUAUUCCGGUGAUUAUGGAAUCCUGCCGCUUGUGUGAGAACGAUGCGAUUGUAUUCGUCAAGGGGCUGGUGAUACAUCACGAGCAGGAAACCCGGCGGCUAGGGCUAGAGUUGCAAAAGCGCUCCGGCAACUCGCACAAAAUCCAGAAGUACAUCAAGGCCACGGGAUUCAUGCUCGGAGGUAACUGCUUCUGGAGCUCCAGUUGCCCCAGGUAUAAUCCAGCGGUGAAUGGGGAGGACAUUGACUCAAGCUCCUCAUCGUCCAGCGCUUAA